Molecule: messenger RNA, 6303 nt
Organism: Leptidea sinapis
Lineage: Eukaryota; Metazoa; Arthropoda; Insecta; Lepidoptera; Pieridae
Gene: Zir
Product: dedicator of cytokinesis protein 7
Exons: 40
Coding region: 135-6092 (1985 amino acids)
Biological process (GO): positive regulation of GTPase activity; small GTPase-mediated signal transduction
Molecular function (GO): guanyl-nucleotide exchange factor activity
Source: RefSeq, a predicted model, not a curated record
AACUGUUUAGUGUUUACCUGUUGUUUUCUAUUGGCAUAAUAAAAUAAACCAACAAUUAAAAAUACAUAACAAAUUGGCUGUUAACUAUAUAUGCUGGAUUGUGAGUAACGGAAAGUAUAUAUUGUUAAACACAGAUGACUUUAGGACGUAAAUAUCAGAAUAAUUCUUCCGGGAAUGUUGGGGAGGUUCGUAAGGUCUCAACUAAUCAGUCAAAGGUCGGGACGCUCUCUGGGUGUUCGUCUUCAAUAUCACUAUCAGACAUGAUUGAACCACCGGACUAUGAGGAUGUGUGCGACAGAAUGAUGGGUGAUCAAGAUGCAUUGGCAUAUCCAGCCAAUGAUAUAGAGUUGGUCACGGUGCCUCGUAAGAUCAAGACUCUAACACACAUACUCCCUGAUGAAGAUUUGAGCAAAGCACCAAUGUUUGUAAGGGACUGCAUCAGCUGCUACACAUCAGAUUACACUGUGGUGGAGUACAAGUACAGAUGCUACUCUGGGUCUACGUACAACCGUGACAAGCUGGCCGACAGGAUUGAUAGGCUGCUUGUGGCGCCGCCCCAGCAGUAUGAGAUUGAUGCCGAGUUUUCGGUGUCCACUGAGGAGCUUGCUUCACAACAGUUAUCAACACAGUUCGACUCCCAGCCAUCAAGUGGACGCCAGUCAGUCGCAUCAAUAUCGUCGUCGUCAUCAUGCAACGAGACCCUGACCCCGCGAGGUUCCUGGGCCAGCCUGGACCUUCGCAGCUCAUCAUCUGACCCUUUACUACCAGAUUUUUUUGACAAGAAAACACAGGAACAGAUAGACGCCAUUAAUGAAGCUAGAAGAUUGGAAAACAGACAGUCAGAUUUACUUGGACUGUACUCACCAUACCUGGAUGAGGAAGAAGCAGUGGAGCGUCGGCUGACAGCGGAGAUGCCGUGCGAGCUCAUUGGGCAUAGGAUACUUGUCGUUUGUCAUCAGCUAAAACUGGAACUGGACGUGGAGCCCCUGUUCGCGUCGAUGGCGCUCUACGACGCCAAGGAGAAGAAGAAGCUGUCGGAGAACUUCUACUUCAACCUGAACUCGGAGUGCACGCGGCAGAUGUUGUCGUCACACGUGUCGCACGCGGACGUGUCCUCGUUGAGCCGCAGCGCCGUGUUCGACGUGCCCGCGCUCGCGGCCGCGUGCGACGUGUUCCUGGUGGUGCGACUGGAGAAGGUGCUGCAGGGAGACGUCAACGAGUGCAUCGAGCCCUAUCUCAAGGAUGAUAAGAACCGCGAGAAGGUGCGUGCGUCGGCGGCGGCGGCUUGCGAGCGACUGGGCAAGUUCCGCAUGCCGCUGGCGUGGACCGCGCUGUCACUCAGCCACGUGCUGGCGGGCGGGGCGCAGCCCGAGCGAGAGCCCGGCGGCUCGGGCCCCGCGCCCGACAGGGACGGCUCCAGCACCAACAGCCUCGACCGCAAGGCGUCGUCCAGCAGCCUGGAGCAGCUCCGGCGCCGCGCGGGCGAGGUGGGCGGCUCGCUCACCCGCAAGGGCUCGGUGGAGCGCCGCGCCGCGCCCGCACCGCACUCCGCCGACGACGUGCUGCACUCGCUCGACACCUUCAAGCCUAUUGUCAUCACACUCACCAGCUUCUUCAAACAGGAAACUGAUAAACUUCGCGAUGAGGAUCUGUACAAGUUCCUGGCGGAGAUCAAGCGGCCGAGCUCGGCGCCCAAGAAGCUCAAGUGCAUCCCUGGGACGCUCAAGAUAGAGGUGUCGCCGUGCCCGGACGAGAUCAAGAACGGACUGACGCCAGAACUGGCCAGAAUAAGUCCUUAUGGAGACGAGAAGGUGCGGCCGUGCAAGGAGGUGUUAGUAUUCGGGCCUUCGCCCCCCGCGCCCCACCUCCACUACCGCAACCUGCUGUUCGUGUGCGUGCGCGACCUCAACCUGGCCGCCUGCGCCUCGCGCGCCGGCUCCGCGCGGAACAUCACGGUUCGGGUGCAGCUGAUGUCUGGCGAGCAUCAAGACAGUGCGCUGCCCAACAUCUUCGGGCGGAGUUCGUGCCCUGAGUUCACGACGGAGGCCUAUACCACCGUGCUGUACCAUAACAAGAACCCGUCGCUAUACGACGAGAUCAAGAUCAAGCUGCCAGCUGACCUGGGUGACCAGCACCACCUGCUCUUCACGUUCGUCCACGUGUCGUGCCAGCGCAAACCCGUGGCACCUGACCACGAGAAGAACGUGGAGACGCCCGUCGGCUAUUCCUGGCUGCCUCUGUGCCGCAACGGCAAGCUGACCAGCGGAGAGUUCUGCCUGCCCGCCAUGCAGGAGGAGCCGCCCCCCAACUACUCGUACAUAUCGCCCGAUGUACUGCUGCCCGGCACGCGCUGGAUAGACAACCACAAACCCAUCUUCACCGUGGCGCUGGAGCCCUACACCACGGUGCAUCCGCAAGACAGCUACAUUGAGCGGUUCGCGAUGGCUUGCGAGGCGGUGCAGGAGGGAAACAUUCCAGCACGCAUCGGACUCGUCAACAUGGAGGCCGAGCUCAGAGCCAGCAUCACGGAGCUGCCGCUGGCCAGCUCGGAGGCGCUGGCGCGGUUCCUGCCUGUCCUGGGUGACAAGCUGCUGCAGCUACUGGCCGCGCCACCUGAGCUGGCGGGUCGCUCGCUGAACAUCGCACAGGACGUCUUCACCUGUCUCGCCAACCUCUUCACCGAGAUCGUCAACAUGAAUGAGUGUUCAACGUGCGACGCCCACGGCCGCAGCAGCUUGAUCAGCACUUACAUCCAGUACCAGUGCCACAUCCCGCGGCCGGCGCUCUCUGACACUGACAUCGGCCUGCCACUACCGCCCUCUGUGAUGACGGACGGUUCGUGCAAGAUCCUCCACGAGGAGAUCGCGCUGCAGUGGGUGGUGGCAAGCGGCUCCACGCGGGACCUGGCCAUGACCAACUCCUGGGCUUUGUUCGAGCUGAUGGUCAAGUCCAUGGUGGAGUACUUGUACUGGAGCGGCGCGCACGAGGCCCCGCGCAAGGCCCGCUUUCCCGACCACUUCACUGACGACCUGGCCACCCUCGUCACCAAUGUCACAGCGGAGAUCAUCGCCAAAUACGGCAAGAACAGUCGCCUGACGCAGAGCCUGAACAACAGCCUUGCGUUCUUCCUAUUCGAUCUGUUCAGCAUCAUGGACCGCGGGUUCGUGUUCAACCUGGUGCGCGGCUACCACAAGCAGAUGUCGGCCAAGAUAGCCUCGUUGCCCGACGCCGUGCAACUUGUUCUGUAUAAGCUGUCGUUCCUCCGCGUCCUGUGCUCACACGAGCACUACGCGGCGCUGUGCCUCCCGGGCGGGCCGCGCACCACCCCCGCGCCCCGCCCCGCGUCGCCCGCGCCCUCCGCGCGCUCGUCGGCGUCCUCGGACAGCCGCGGCGGCGCCGUGUCGCUCACGGCCGAGUUCCGCUCGCGACACUACCUGGCCGGCCUGCUGCUCUCAGACCUGGCGGCCGCGCUAGAACUUCCUAGUCCGGCGGUGCAAUGCGCGGCGGUAAGCGCGGUGGUGUCGCUACUGUCUGCGCACGACGCCGACCCACGCCUGGCCAGCGCGGACGUGAAGGCGCGUGUGGCGGCACUCUACCUGCCACUGCUGGGCAUCAUCAUGGACGUGCAGCCGCAGCUCUACAGGAGCUUCGACAGUGGCAAAGAAAUACUUCAAUUUGAUGGUGAGAUGGGUCAAUUGAGUGGCCUGUACCCAGCUUCCUCGCCCGAAGGGGAUUGCAAGCAGAGCGGGCGCGCCACGCUGAACAGCGAGACGAGCCGUAACCUGCUCAUGUGUCUGGUGUGGGUGGUGCGGUGGAACGAGCGCGGGGCCCUGGCCGCGGCCGUCGCCGACCUGCCGCCCGCCGCACUACACUCGCUGUUCACGCUGCUAGACCUGUGCUUCAAGUGCCAGGAGUACAAGGGCCGUAAAGAGAUAAUGAAAUGCGCGCAACAGAACGUUCGUAAAACAACGGACAUAAAAGCCAAGUUGGAAGAUGUCAUUUUGGGUCAGGGCUCAGCGAGGUCCGACUUCAUAAUGCGACGCAAAGGCGGCGGGUCGUGCGGGCGCGGCGCAGCGCGAGACCGCUGGCGCAAGGAGUGGGUGCGCGGUGCCGGCCGCUCUCGGCCCGCGUCGCCCACUCGGCCGCCGCAGCCCGCGCUGGCCGCACACCUGGCCGCAGAGCUCGCGCUCACUCUGCUCCACGCGCUCGAGGCCAUCGUGCAGUCGUGCAGCAGCUCGGAGUGGAGCCAGGCCGCAUGUAGCGGAGCACUGACGGUAGUACUGCGGGCGCUGCAGCGGAACCAGAGCACCACCGUGCUGCAGCACAUGUUCGCGACCGUGCGCUCGCUGGUGCACAAGCUGGGGUGGUCGUGUUGCGGCGAGGAGUGGGGCCCGGGCGUGUGCCGCGUGGUGCUGCGGCACUGCGCCGCGCUCAGCGCCGCGUCGCGGGCGCACGCGUCCGCCACGCUGUACGCGCUCAUGAGGCACCACUACCGGCUGGGCAACAACUUCAGUCGGAUAAAGAUGCAAGUGACAAUGUCACUGUCAUCACUGGUGGGGACCUCUACCACGUUCAGUGAAGAGUCUCUCCGGCGAGCGCUGAAGACCAUUCUGCUGUAUGCUGAACACGACCAGGAUCUUCAGGAUACCAACUUCCCUGAACAGGUGAAAGACCUGGUGUUCAAUCUUCACAUGAUCCUGAGUGACACCGUGAAGAUGAAGGAGUUCCAGGAAGACCCUGAGAUGCUGCUCGACUUGAUGUACCGAAUCGCUAGGGGAUACCAGCACAGCCCCGACCUGAGACUUACUUGGCUCAAUAACAUGGCACAAAAGCACAUGGAGCGGUCCAAUCACGUGGAAGCCGGCAUGUGCCUGGUGCACGGCGCCGCGCUGGUGGCGGAGCACCUGCGCGCGGCGGGCCGGGGCGCCGCCCUGCUGGCACCAGUCACACACAACGCGCUGGACGAGAGCUGCCCUGACGUGCAGCUGCCGCACCACCACCUGAGCUGCCAGGAGCUGCAGGCGCUGUUGGAGCACGCGGCCAGCGAGCUGAUGGCGGGCGGUAUGUACGAGACGGUCAACGAAGUGUACAAGGUGCUCAUACCCAUCGCCGAGCAGAAUAGGGACUACAAGAAGCUGGCCAACAUACACAGCAAGCUGAGCGAGGCAUUCACCCGGGUGGAGCAACUGGUCGGCAAGCGAGUCUUCGGCACGUACUUCCGCGUGUCGUUCUACGGCGCGCGCUUCGGAGACCUGGCCGGGGAGGAGUUCGUGUACAAGGAACAUGCGCUCACCAAGCUACCCGAGAUAUUCAGCCGCCUCGAGAACUUCUACGGACAGCGCUUCGGUGCCGAAAACGUAGUAAUUAUCAAGGACUCCAACGUGGUGGACGCGAGCAGCCUGCAGCCAGACAAGGCCUACAUCCAGAUCACGUAUGUGGAGCCCUACUUCGAGACGCACGAGCUUCGCACCAGGGUCACGCACUACGAGCGGAACUAUAACAUCAAGCGGUUCAUGUACGCCACGCCGUUCACGGCGGACGGGCGAGCGCACGGCUCUCUGGCUGAGCAAUGCAAGCGGAAGACCAUCCUCACUACGGCGCACCACUUUCCCUACCUGAAGACCAGGAUACAGGUAGUCCAUAGAAGCACAAUAAUAUUGAGCCCGAUCGAGGUGGCGAUUGAGGAUAUACAGAAGAAGAUAAGUGAGCUGUCUGCCGCAACCAGUCAGGAGCCGGCCGACGCCAAGAUGCUGCAGAUGGUGGUGCAGGGUUGCAUCGGCACCACCGUCAACCAGGGGCCGCUGGAGCUGGCUCAGGUGUUUCUGUCCCCGGUGGCCGAGGGCACGCAGCCUCCCACGCGUCUCACCAACAAGCUGAGACUCGCUUUCAAAGAUUUCUCCAAAAAAUGCCAGGAUGCGCUACGUAAGAAUAAGAACCUGAUCAGCAGCGAGCAGCGGGAGUACCAGCGCGAGUUGGAGCGCAACCUGCAGCGGUUCACCGCGCGCCUCGCCCCCCUGUUGGCUUCGCCCGUCUCCCACGCGGCGCUGCUCACGAAUGGAGUGAGCAAGACAGACUUCAAGCAUCAACAAUAAGAAACGCACCUACAAGUACUAGUGCACUCAAGUAUCAUUAUUUUAAAAUAGUGCUGUUAUUUACCAGUAUUGUAUUAUGAUAAGAUUAUUCAUAAUUCGUUAUAAUUGAUGUCUAUCUAGUAGAAGUCUAGUUUUCGUCUAUUAAUUUUUAAUAGUUACAUACAUCCUAUUUACUCAUUACGAUAUAAAAAGUAUUUCUUUAAACUUAUAA